AUGUCCACCAGAGCAGUCUAUAGUGCUGCAUCACAAGCUUUGGUUCUCUUUGGUGCCCCAAUGGAAGCUGUUGAGAUUUUUCAUGAAGACAAAAUGACAAAUACUGAAGUGGUGAAUAAAGACAUUUACUUUAGCUACCCAUGUCGUCGCCACAGCUGUUCAUUAGUGAACUUCCCAGCACCAUGUGUCAACAAAAUGAUUUCACACAUUGAAGAUGUAGAGUCUAAAAUACAAGAACAUUUGAAAAGGUUUGAAACUACUUUGGAAGAAUGGAGCAGAAUUUCUUCCACAAAAGACAUGAAAGAAGGUUGGAGUCUUACACCACCAGUGGAAGAGGGGAAACCAGAAGAAAGAGGUGAAAAGUGUCCAGAAUUAAAGCAGGAAAUGGAAACAUUGCUGUCAGAGGCUAUUCAUCUCAUUAAAAGUCUAGAAACUGACCGUGCAGAAGCAGAAGAAGCUUUAAGACAACAAAAAUCAAGAAAGGAACUGAUUAACCUGAAAAUCGAUUCAUGGUCAAUCUGGAGACUUCAAGAAAUCCCACUAGCUGUGCAGAGAGAACAUGAAGCCUAUCUGAGAGAUAUCAUAGAACUACAGUGGCAUUUUGAACAUAAAGCUCAUCAACUAAAACUUUUAAAAGGAAAAAAGACAGAAUUUGAAGAAACUAAUUUUAAGCUUCAAGAGGACAUAGAAUACAUGAAAGAACACACACCACUGUUGAUCUCAAAGCGGAACCGUGAGCUUGAAACUCUAAGAGAAUGUUAUAAGAAAAAAUUUGAGGUAAUGGAGCUAUACAGACAAGUUCAUGGAGAACUUGAAGCAGCCAUGGAACACUGUAAAAUUGUUAAGGUGAAUGCUCAACGAGUUAGAGAAGAAAUGGAAAGGGAUAUUUAUUAUGAUGAAAUAAAAAUACAAGCCUACAAGAAAGAGUUUGAUAAAAUUAACAAUGUAUAUAUUUACUUAUGUCAAUCAUUAUCGGACCUUAAUAUUAGUGCUGAGGAGCAAGAAGACACAGUGGCUGAAGUUUUGAAGGAGACGGUGACAUCAACAAAUGAAUUAUAUGCUUUAACAAAAACGCUAAAUGAUUUAAAAAGAGUCUAUGAACAACUAGCUUGGAAGAAAAAAACAUUUGAAAAUGAAUAUCUGCAAAAACUUAAUGAUUUUUAUACCAUGCAAAAGACAUGGAGUAUUGAACUUUCUAAUAUUGCAAAAGAUUUUUCAGAUAUUUUAGCAGCAUAUAAUCAAUUAAUGGAUGAAAAUAGAAAAAUUGAGCUUGAUAUUGAAAAUGUGACAGAUUAUAUCACUAACAGUAUAAAGAAAAAAGCAGAGCUUGAGGCUGAAAUACAAUCUUUGAUAAGAAUGAAGCAAAAACAUGAGAAUUACCUUAAAUAUAUAUACAAGGAAGGUUAUCACAUCGGUGCUAUUUAUCACCUAAUCAGAUUUAAAACAGAGGAAAUAGAAGAGCAAAUAGCUGAAGUGAGGAGACGAUACAAGGGUAGAGAAGACUUCUUGAAAAAAUUCAUCCGAGGUAUAGUGGCCAAUGGAAUAGCAAUUCAGAAAAGACUGCUUGCCAUUCAAGAUGAACAGGCUCUUGAGAGGGAAGCACUUAUGAAACAGAAGUCAAUGUAUACCAUGAUACUCUCACAAAUAGAGAGACCUUUGCUUCAGCUGGAACAAGAUGCUGUCAAAGUCAAAACUAUCUACAAAGAACAUUUUGAUAUCUUGCAUGAUAUAAUUGAGAGGCGAGACAAGAUUAAAAAAAAUGUGGAAAGAACAAAAAAACAACUGCGGAAAAGGGGAAAGAAAACCCGUAAUGAACUAAUGGUAGCUGAGGGAAAACAGUCAUUGAUUUUUAAAGAAAUAGAAUCCACUAAAAGUAAAACAUUUAUUUAUCAUACAAAAAUAUAUCAAAUGGAUAAAGAUUUAGAAGAAAAAAUAAAAGAAAAGGAAAAUAUUGUUAAAAAAAUUGACAUUUUAAAAGACCAAUUAGAAACGAUCAGGUAUAAAAAGGAACAUGCUCAAGCUGUGUUUGAGCAUCUCAUGAAUGAGAAAAAAGUCUGCAAAGAGAGAAUAUAUGAAGAAGAACAGAAAUUCCAUCUACUCUUUACUAUGAGGAAAAAAACUCUGGCAAAUAUUAAAAAAAUACAAGAUCUUUCACUUGAAGAAAAUCUACGUUUAGCUCACGAAUAUCUGAAAUUACAGAGCAUUUUCUUAGCAGAAAAGGAUGAUUAUUUCAAUAAAUAUGAUCGAUUAUUAUCAUAUGAUUCUUCAAUUAGAGACAAGAAACAGCUCUGUCAGCUGCAAAAAAGGAUACACAAGGUGUGGGAGAAGCACUUCAAACUGGUGGUCCUCUACAGCGAGAUGAGGCUGGCCAAGUUCCAGAGACACUCUCAAGAGAGUAUUCAGAAAAUAUUAGUUGUGCAGGAGAAAUCUUCAAAUUUAAUGCAACACAUCUUAGAUUUCUUCCAGACUUUGACAGAUAACCGAUGUGAAAACGAUGGUUAAGCAAACAACCAAUGUAUCUUGGAUGCUGAAAUAAAAGACAAGAAAAGUCACACAGUUCAGAUAACAGUGUAAUUGGACAUUCACCUGUUUGCCAUUUCACACUUCCAUGGACGAAAAACUCACUCACCUCCCAGCAUGCUUUGCCACUCUUUUACUUACAGCAAAUCCAUAACAAUGAAACAGGUGACUUUCAUGCUGCUGUCAGGAACGAUCUAAUUUCAGCUCUGGGUGACUGAUUGCAAUUGGCUUUGCCUCAUCUGAUAAUUAAUCUAUGUCACCAUUAAUUGGAAGAGAGAAUAAUUACUGGCAGUGUUGACAGUGACUGUUCGCUUCCCCAGAUUUCCCCAUCGUGUUGGCCCAAAUAAAGGCUUUGCAAUUCAGUACUUAAAGUUUGUGUAAACUGUAACAAUACCUAUGCCCAUGUGACACUUUCAGACACUCUGUCUAAUGUACUUUUGUUUUUGUGUUUACCAAUCUUUUUUAGCUCACUGAGAGCUGUCUCUCUCAAUCACUCCUCAAUGUUCUAUCUUAAUUUUGUGGAAGUUUAAAGUUUUCAAUGAGCUGGAGAUGAAUGAUUAAUGAAUAAAUUUAAAUGCUUCAUUUUG
Condylura cristata (star-nosed mole) is the source of this 3107-nucleotide messenger RNA. It is a transcript of the gene CCDC178, whose product is annotated as coiled-coil domain containing 178. Lineage: Eukaryota; Metazoa; Chordata; Mammalia; Eulipotyphla; Talpidae. The transcript is spliced from 20 exons. The coding region runs from base 1 to 2502 and encodes 833 amino acids. The record is from RefSeq and is a predicted model, not a curated record.